AGCCCAGAUCUGAACCGGGAUCUUAGAUAAGAGGCCAGAGAGCCAGACUCCAGCCUGAGUGAAGCUUCCACCCUCCAGAAACUGGAUGAGAGUCUGUCACUAACUUUGAGGACUUCGACAAGAGGAAGGUGACUACAGGCCACCCACAGGAGUGCACUGGUGUUGAGGGUAAGGGUUCAACUGAGACGCUGGGAGGCGGCUUUGCCCUGCCUGUGUGUCAUAGGCAACACGAAGUCGAAUCUACAUAGUGCUCACGCAAGGUAGUUCGCGUGCUAUGGAGCCUCAGCCCAGGGAAUUCAGGUGGUCUGGUGCAGUAAACUCCACCCAACACACGCCUGACAGCGCGUUGCUCCCGCUACAUUCGCCAAUCGGAAAUGACUUCUCUCGUUGACCCCAGCUUCCGGAAGCGCCUGCGGAAGCUGCCGCAGAGGCUUGUGGGGAGUGUAGUCUUUUUUUUGCAGAAUGGGCCAAGGGGACAGAGACUUCACUCGGGAGCCAGAACCUGUUUUCAACAUGGGUAUUUUAAGAAGAGACGGAGAGGCUGUCACUGCAGUGGUCACUGUCCUGGAAAAGUAACCGUUGCACGGCCCAGAAGUGGCUCUGUGGCGGCCAAUGGGAGCCGAAGCCUGCGAGGAUGUUGGGAACUGUAGUUCUGGCGUCGGUCGGCGGCCGAGGUCCCGGGCACGCUGGCUCUGGUCCACCUUCUCCAAUCCCUGCCUGCUGGGAGAGGAUGAUCUCUUGAGAAAGGAAAGACUUCUGUGCUCCCGAGAACCUCCUAUCAGGUCCUGGCUGCAGGGAAACAAGCUGGGCUUUUUAUAAUUAAGGUUGGAAGAAGUCACCACAGGCAGCAGAACUCCAUCUUGAGAUGAAAUAACAUCUACCUGGACCUCUGGCAGAAUUUCAAGGCACACACUGGGCUGACUCUGGCGCCAUGAUGUUGCCUUAUCCUUCAGCACUGGGAGAUCAAUACUGGGAAGAGAUUUUGCUUCCAAAGAAUGGGGAAAAUGUAGAGACUAUGAAGAAAUUGACCCAAAAUCAUAAAGCGAAAGGCUUGCCUUCUAAUGAUACUGACUGCCCCCAGAAAAAGGAGGGAAAGGCCCAAAUAGUGGUACCAGUUACAUUCAGGGAUGUGACUGUGAUCUUCACAGAAGCAGAAUGGAAGAGACUGAGUCCAGAGCAGAGGAAUCUAUACAAAGAAGUGAUGCUGGAGAAUUACAGGAAUCUUCUCUCAUUGGCAGAACCAAAGCCAGAAAUCUACACUUGUUCCUCCUGCCUUCUGGCCUUCUCCUGUCAGCAGUUCCUCAGUCAACAUGUACUUCAGAUCUUCCUGGGCUUAUGUGCAGAAAAUCACUUCCAUCCAGGGAAUUCUAGCCCAGGGCAUUGGAAACAGCAGGGGCAGCAGUAUUCCCAUGUAAGGUGUUGGUAUGAAAAUGCAGAAGGUCAGGAGAGAGGAGGUGGCUCCAAACCCUGGUCUGCAAGGACAGAGGAGAGAGAAACCUCAAGGGCAUUCCCCAGCCCACUCCAAAGACAGUCAGCAAGUCCUAGAAAAGGCAACAUGGUGGUAGAAAUAGAGCCCAGCUCAGCCCAAAGACCAAACCUUGUGCAGCUAGACAAAGGCUUGAAGGAAUUAGAAACCUUGAGAUUUGGAGCAAUCAACUGUAGAGAGUAUGAACCGGACCAUAACCUGGAAUCAAACUUUAUUACAAACUCGAGGACCCUCUUAGGGAAGAAGCCCUACAUUUGCAGUGAUUGUGGGCGAAGCUUUAAAGAUAGAUCAACCCUCAUCAGACACCAUCGUAUACACUCGAUGGAGAAGCCUUAUGUGUGCAGUGAGUGCGGGCGAGGUUUUAGCCAGAAGUCCAACCUCAGCAGACACCAGAGAACACAUUCAGAAGAGAAGCCUUAUUUGUGCAGGGAGUGUGGGCAAAGCUUUAGAAGUAAGUCCAUCCUCAGUAGACAUCAGUGGACUCACUCAGAGGAGAAGCCCUAUGUUUGCAGCGAGUGUGGGCGAGGCUUUAGCGAGAAGUCAUCCUUCAUCAGACACCAGAGGACACACUCCGGUGAGAAACCCUAUGUGUGCCUGGAGUGUGGACGAAGCUUUUGUGAUAAGUCAACCCUCAGAAAACACCAGAGGAUACACUCAGGGGAGAAGCCUUAUGUUUGCAGGGAGUGUGGGCGAGGCUUUAGCCAGAACUCAGAUCUCAUCAAACACCAGAGGACACACUUGGAUGAGAAGCCUUAUGUUUGCAGGGAGUGUGGGCGAGGCUUUUGUGACAAGUCAACCCUCAUCAUACACGAGCGGACGCACUCUGGAGAGAAGCCUUAUGUGUGUGGUGAGUGUGGCCGAGGCUUUAGUCGGAAAUCACUCCUCCUUGUCCACCAGAGGACACACUCAGGGGAGAAGCAUUAUGUCUGCAGGGAGUGUAGGCGAGGUUUUAGCCAGAAGUCAAAUCUCAUCAGACACCAGAGGACGCACUCAAAUGAGAAGCCUUAUAUUUGCAGGGAAUGUGGGCGAGGCUUUUGUGACAAGUCAACCCUCAUUGUACAUGAGAGGACACACUCAGGAGAGAAGCCUUACGUGUGCAGUGAGUGUGGCCGAGGCUUUAGCCGGAAAUCACUCCUCCUUGUCCACCAGAGGACACACUCAGGGGAGAAGCAUUAUGUUUGUAGGGAGUGUGGGCGAGGCUUUAGUCAUAAGUCAAAUCUCAUCAGACACCAGAGGACACACUGACGGGAGAAACCUGUGUAUGCAGGGGUCAUGAACAAGACCUGAGUGACCAGUCAAGCCUCAUGUUACCCCAGAGAGACACACGGGGAGUAGACCCUGUGUAUGCAGAUUGUGAGUGAAGUUCCAGAGAUGUGUCAGCCCUUAUCAGGCAUGGGAGGGACACGUUCAGGAGAGGAGCCUUAUGAGAAUAGAGUAUGGGCAACUGUAGCCAUCAGUCAGCCUUGAGCAUGCACAAAAGGACACACUUAGGAGAGAAGUUUAUGUGUAGGGACUGUGGGAAGGCUUUAGCAAUAAUCAACAUUUACCAAACAUCCAAUGACAGCCUCAGGGGAAAGCACCCUUGUCUGGGGAGUGUUGGUGAGCAUCAGUAAGAGAAUGGACACUCAGGCACAAAGUGGCCCUCAGGAAGGAGGUCUUUGUUUGUAGGAUGUAUGGGCAAAGCUUUUGUGAUCACACACCACAGGGAGAAUCUGCAUGUGGGGACACUGUGGAGCUCUGCCCAGAUGACCUUUUCAGGGGUAACACCCCAGCUGCUUGAGAGAACAGUGUUGCUGCUGGCAGAGAUGCAUUCCAGAGAUGCACUCCGCUCUGGAACUCACUCUCAGCCACAGGGAGCUGCACGCACCACAGGGGCAGUGCACCUUUGCAGGGGUAGCUUCUGGCCCCAACCCUUGACUCAACGGGGACAACUCCAGAAGGUCAUUCCAGAUCCAGAGAUCCCCAUCGAACUGAAGGAUCACUGGGUUGCAGACACAUUGCAGGUCAGCUGCUUCCUCUGCCCAGUCCUGCCCUCACUCCCCAAUGAAUCCUCAAUUUUCCGUCUCGUUGUCUCUCCAGAUAAUUGAUUCUAAGACAUGUUAGGUAUAUAAGGAGUGUAGAUAAGGCUUCAGCCAUGAGUCACCCCCCAAUAAGCCCCAGAGUAUAUUGAAUAGAAAUUCUGCAUGUCUGGGGAGAAUGGACAAGGACUUAGGAAAAAGUCCUCACCAAAGAACAGCUUUUUUGGGACAAGCUUUACAUGGGUGGGGAGGGAAAAUGUGAAACACAUUAGCAAUAAGUUAAACCUCAUCUUGUACUAAAGGAGGACACACUCAGGGAGAAGACCUCUGUGGGCAGGGCUUGUGGGUGGAGCUUCAUCCCGAUGUCACUCCUCAACUGACUUAGGAGGACAGUCUUGCUACCCCAAGUCACUACCUCACUCACCUCUGAGGGGUUUUCAGGAAAUGUCUUGACUCCCCCAUGUACUCUGUAUGUGAGCGAAGAUGGCAGUAACUGUUAAAUAAGCAUUCUUUUCUACUUUUUGGAAUCAGAUGAAAUAAAAAAGUAGGCUUUAUUUAAGUAAUCAAAAAA
Molecule: messenger RNA, 4075 nt
Organism: Pan troglodytes (chimpanzee)
Lineage: Eukaryota; Metazoa; Chordata; Mammalia; Primates; Hominidae
Gene: ZNF343
Product: zinc finger protein 343
Exons: 6
Coding region: 932-2731 (599 amino acids)
Biological process (GO): regulation of transcription by RNA polymerase II
Cellular component (GO): nucleus
Molecular function (GO): zinc ion binding; DNA-binding transcription factor activity, RNA polymerase II-specific; RNA polymerase II cis-regulatory region sequence-specific DNA binding
Source: RefSeq, a predicted model, not a curated record